Messenger RNA from Galendromus occidentalis (western predatory mite), 1971 nucleotides. Its product is annotated as dnaJ homolog subfamily A member 2. The transcript has 5 exons. Bases 264 to 1487 code for a protein of 407 amino acids. NCBI's taxonomy places the organism in Eukaryota, Metazoa, Arthropoda, Arachnida, Mesostigmata, Phytoseiidae. Gene Ontology annotation, biological process: protein folding; response to heat. Gene Ontology annotation, molecular function: Hsp70 protein binding; ATP binding. The record is from RefSeq and is a predicted model, not a curated record.
GAAGAAUUGAAGGACGCUGAAAUCGUCAGUGUCCCAAGCUUGCAGCUGCAAGAACAAAAAUAAGAUUCACAGCCAACAAAUCUGAGAACACGACUUUUCGUGUCCUGCGGUGUGUGGUGAUCGUCUUCUUCACUCACCCACUGUGUGUGUGUGAGAGUGCGGUGUGCAGUGGUGUAGGCCUAGAAGUUGAAAUUAGAAAUUCCGAGGAGACAGUCAGCAGCUUCUUCGGGUCUCGCAAUCACACCGAUACAGUUUAGUUCAUCAUGGCCGACAACACGUUGUAUGAAUUGUUGGGUGUACCGCGAAACGUCUCCGACAACGAACUGAAGAAGGCUUAUCGCAAACUAGCCAAAGAAUUUCAUCCUGAUAAGAACCCCCAAGCUGGUGAUAAAUUCAAAGAGAUCGCUUUCGCCUACGAAGUCCUUUCGAAUCCUGAGAAGAGAAGCAUCUACGACAGACAUGGCAUACAAGGUCUCCAGGGAAGCGGCGGCUCCGGGAUGGACGGUGAAGACCUUUUGUCACGCAUAUUCGGUGGGGGUAUGCCCGGCUUCGGAGGUCUAUUUGGUGGUUUCGGCGGUGGUCAUCGACGCCGACCCAAGAACGAAACCCAACUCUUGAGUCUAAAUAUCACGCUCGAAGACGUCUACAUGGGCAAGACAUUCCAAGUGGAGGUUGAACGACGCAUCAUCUGCCCCAAGUGCGACGGUGCAGGAGGGAAAGCUGGCUGUUUCUCCACCUGCUCGUCUUGCCAAGGCCGAGGGCGAAAAGUGACGUUGCGCCCGCUUGCCGCGAACGUGAUGCAACAAGUCACUCUACCAUGCAACGACUGCCAUGGCUCAGGAGAGAAAAUCAAUGAGAAAGACGCUUGCUCCAACUGCAAAGGUCGCAAAACCAUCAAUCAGAAGACGAACUUGGAUGUCGACGUCGAUCGGGGAAUGAACACCCAGCAACCGAUUGUGCUCGCCGGCAAAGGGGAUCAGAGCACCGAUGCUGAAAACGGAGAUAUCGUUGUGCGACUGAUUCUUGAGAAGCACGAAACCUUUGUGCGUCAAGAGAACGACUUGUAUGUUGAGAAAACAAUUUCUUUAACCGAAGCCCUUUGCGGUUUCCAAAUGAAUAUCCGCCAACUCGACGGUCGAACUCUCUUGAUCACUCAACCCCCUGGCGAAGUCAUAGCUCCUGAUAGCCUCAAAGGCAUCCGGGGCGAAGGAAUGCCUAUAUAUAGAGGGGAUUCCAAGGGUUGUAUGUACAUCAAAUUCAGCGUGGCUUUCCCGGAGAAUGCAUUCAUGCAGCAGGCGAACCUCGCGCAAAUCGAAGCAUUGUUGAACGACCGUCCCCCUCGAGAAAAGUUGCCGCAAGAGUUCGAGGACGUUACCCUCGAAGACUUCACGUCUACCGAUCGAGGCGAGUUCAGCGGGGAGCGCAGAGAAGCUUACGAGGACGAAGAUGAGGACGAUCAUCGUCAGCCACAGUGCGCCUCUCAGUGAGCGACAAGUGAUGCCCCACCGACAACAGUUAUUUAGAAAGAAGACGGAAGUGUUCAGAAGAACAAUAUUUAUCGACUUCUGAGAACAUCAUCAACUAUGUUUGGUAAUAAAUCAAUCGGAGAUUCCUUCAUUGUAACGGUAACUGCGGGACGGAGAAGAGAAAACUCUUGGAUGUCAUGAACCUCUGCGCGCUUCAAAACGUCACCAGACACGAUGAUUCAUCGGCGCAGUUUGUAGAAACAAUUUUUGUGCGAGGCAGCAAGACAUGUAAAAGGAUAACUUUGACUAGACGAUGUACAGAAUCGCUAUGGUGAUAUACCAGAGUGUGAUAGGGCCCCGCUGAGAUUUAUCUUCAAUAGGAUAGUCGAUCAAAAAAGAAAGCUUCGAACUGUUGCUGUCAAACUCUCCAUACUAUAGUUACCAAAAAUGAACACUGGUGAUCCGAGGCUCCGAUAGGAAUAAAUCAAAUUUCGGUUGACGACAA